This is a messenger RNA of Penicillium vulpinum, 840 nucleotides long. Its product is annotated as RibD family protein. Gene Ontology annotation, molecular function: 5-amino-6-(5-phosphoribosylamino)uracil reductase activity. Bases 1 to 840 code for a protein of 279 amino acids. Lineage: Eukaryota; Fungi; Ascomycota; Eurotiomycetes; Eurotiales; Aspergillaceae. Gene Ontology annotation, biological process: riboflavin biosynthetic process. The transcript has a single exon. The record is from RefSeq and is a predicted model, not a curated record.
AUGAACCCAGCACCUAGAGAUGCGCUGGAGUUCCCAGAGUCAGAUAGGGACUUUUUAGAGCCCCACCUACCGCCCAAGGAUGGCUCAGUACCUCAAUCUAAUUUUCCCUUCACAACACUCACAUUCGCGACCUCGCUUGAUUCGUCUCUCGCUCUGUCCCCUGGAGCGCGUACAGUACUUUCAGGCCCCCAGUCUAAGGCAAUGACCCACUAUCUGCGAUCGCGCCAUGACGGAAUUAUCAUUGGCGUUGGCACGGCAGUGGCAGACGAUCCCGGUCUCAACUGUCGAAUCGCAGGAGUCGGUGGUUAUGGCCAAGAGGGCCUUGAGGGCCAGCCUAGACCAGUUGUGAUUGAUCCGACAGCCCGAUGGGAGUUUUCAGACAACAGCAAGCUCUUCCAACUUUGCAGAGAGGGCCGCGGCCUUGCCCCAUGGAUCAUCACCGGACUUGAAAUUCCAAACGCCGGGAAGCAAGCAUUGCUGGAGAGGUACGGCGGAAGAUUUAUCUCGGUCAAAAUGCUCAGAUUGCAUACCGGCCGACAUCAAAUUGACUGGCCAGAUUUGCUUGUCACCCUGAAAUCCAACGGUCUCAGUAGCGUCAUGAUAGAGGGUGGUGGCCAGGUUAUCAAAUCCCUUUUGAGCCCAAUUUAUAUGCCCUUGCUGAACAGUGUCAUUAUAACCAUUGCUCCCACGUGGCUAGGUGAAGGUGGUGUAGUCGUCUCCCCUGCUAGGCGCUUUGAUGAAAGUGGAAAUGCGAUUUCCGCAGCGAGAUUGAAGAAUGUCAAAUGGUAUCCAUUUGGGGAAGAUGUUGUUCUUUGUGGGCAAAUCAAGCUCUCUGACUGA